Molecule: messenger RNA, 1032 nt
Organism: Dibothriocephalus latus
Lineage: Eukaryota; Metazoa; Platyhelminthes; Cestoda; Diphyllobothriidea; Diphyllobothriidae
Source: the annotation of a GenBank genome assembly
AUGCUUAUAUCACGGAAGUGCGUCAUGUGGGAUCUAACGUUGGGUCUAUGUGCGGCACCGCAACUGCAGAAGACGCAUUGGAGGAGUCGCGAGGUUCCGGAAUUGGAUGCGAUUGAGGAGGUAACGGAUGAAGUUGAAAGGGAGGAGAAGAUGAACUACAGCGCGGAAAGUGAAAAUGAAGUUGAAGAGAAAGGAGCAGAAGAAGAAAACAAAAAGGAAGAAAAUAGGGAAGAUGAGAGGGAUGUGGAGACGAGCUGCGACGCUCUUUUGGAAGAAGCGGGGGAGAAAAGUAACGACGAAACAUCGCUAGGCCGUCUUCAUUUUGAUGUGGAAGAUGUUGUACAGACACCAAUUAUGGCCACCCGUGUGACACAAUUGAAUGUGGAUAAACUCACUCAGACUGCAUUGAAUUCAAACGCACAGCUCAAAACUCAACCUUCCUCCUCCAAGUCCUAUGUCGCCAAACUCGCCUUGCUCGCACGCGUACCUUUUUUAAAUAUCGGCGCACUUGAAACACGACCUGCAAUCGAUCGAUACUCACUGGCUAUUCAAACGCAGUACGACAGGCAGGCACGUAAGAUGCAACGUCUGGUCGACCUAGCUGUUCAACUGCUCCUGAUUGAGGGAAUCCUCAUUUUUGUUCGUGAUUUUACAUCCAAUCCUAUGCUGAAUGAUUUCCUGCGUUUGACGGUUUGCCUUCUAAAUGGAUGUGUUUUCAACGCCGUUUUCAAAUCUAAUCUGAUGAUUUAUUCUAUGUUCAAAAGCAACCAUCACUUGAUGUGUUGGAAGCGGUACAAUCUACGAUUUAUCGAACUUUCGACAUCACUAUUUUUUCAACAAUCCCUCGAACUUGAUUCCAGAGGAUAUGCAUAUAUUCCCAUUAAAAACCACCCGCUUUUGAAUUCCAAUACCACGGGGGCAUGUGAUGGCGAACCUGAAAUCGAAACCAAAGAUUCUGGGUCUCUGGACGUAACAGCAAAAGCGGACUCACCUGAGAAACUUGAAUUGGUGGAAUCGAGAAGUAGUAAGUGA